Rhagoletis zephyria (snowberry fruit fly) is the source of this 1173-nucleotide messenger RNA. Its product is annotated as zinc finger BED domain-containing protein 1-like. Lineage: Eukaryota; Metazoa; Arthropoda; Insecta; Diptera; Tephritidae. The record is from RefSeq and is a predicted model, not a curated record.
AUGAAAGCAAAGUUGUCUUCCACUCUGGAUAAAAUUGAGCAUCUUGCCAUUACAACAGAUCUGUGGACAUCGCUGGCGAGCAAGUCCUUUAUCACCAUCACGUGUCAUUUUGUAGACGAAGCUUUUAUUUUACGAUCAGCAGUGCUUUCAACAAAUAUUUUGCUAGAUGAAAGCAACCAUUCAGCACAAAAUAUUACUGACACAGUGCGCUUGGUUCUGGAUAAAUGGAACAUUUACCACAAAAUUUCCGCUGUUGUCACCGACAAUGACAAAACAAUGAUUAAAAUGUGCCAAAUUAUACAAAAACGACAUCUUCCUUGCUUCGCGCAUACUCUAAACUUAAUAGUUCAAGAAGCUCUUAAGUUGGAUUGCAUUCAACCGGUCGUUGUAAAAUGUAAACGCAUCGUUACGUUUUUCAAAAAUAGCAACAUAGCAUACGCGAAGUUUAGAAAUGCACAGCAGCCAGGCAAGGUAUAUAGCCUAAAACAAGAGGUCCCCACCAGGUGGAACAGCGCCUUUAGCAAGAUUCAAAGAAUUAUUUUGACCAAUGACUCAAUUGCAAAAGUUUUACUGGGCACUCCAAAAGCACCUGCACCCCUGACAGCGGAUGAAGUUGCCAUUUUGAACGACAUUGUUAAAUUGCUGUCACCGUUUGAUAAUGCCACGGUGAAAACAUCUUCAUCAACCUCGGUCACAGUUUCGCUCAUAAUUCCAAUUGUGUGUGGACUCUUGGAUACCAUGGACGGUUUAAAGCUCAAAUUGGAAACCAAAGAAGGCUUCAAUAUGUUGGCUAUUCUAACUGACUGCAUAAAACGAAGACUGUUGGAGUAUGAAAGAUGUACAGUCACCAGAUUUGGGACUUUACUUGACCCUCGAUUCAAGAAGAAGGGCUUUCUUUCACCUCAAAAUUUGUCAGAAGCCACGAAGUUGCUGGAAAACGAUAUAACUCUUCUAAACAAAAAUGUCCAUCCAGCUAAUGAGAACACCGAGCCGCCAACUCCAACUGAAAGUCCAGGCCAUAACCAGCCACUGAUUCAGUUUCUCAGGAGGAAUAUUGCCGAAAAAAUUAGGACCGAUAGAGUGGACUCCAUUUUAAGCCUUCGCAACUAUUACGAUAGUCCAAAUCUUCAUGAAGAUUGUAAUCCUCUUGAAUACUGGCAUGUAAGCAAUUAA